AUGGACAUUAGGUGUGCUGGUGCUGAGAAUCAGCUUCUCCAUGUGGACCUCCAUAUUGAUGAGCAUGAACCUCGGAGAGGCAUCCUGGAUCUCCUCAGCAGACUCCGUCCUCUUUGGAAGGCACAGAACAUUCAGAUGAAGAAAUUCACAGAAGGCAUCACCAACCAGCUAAUUGGAUGCUACGUGGCAUCUCUCCAGGAGCCCGGCUGUGUUCUGGUGCGACUGUACGGCAAAAUGACGGAGCUCUACGUGAACAGGGACCUGGAGGUGGAGAUGUUCCAGGUCUUCCACGCCCACGGGUGUGGUCCACAGAUCUACUGCAGCUUCCAGAAUGGCAUAUGCUACGAGUUUGUUAGAGGAACGGUGCUGGAUGAUGAGCUGCUCCGACAACCAUCCAUCUACAGAUUGAUCGCAGCAGAGAUGGGAAAAAUCCACUCUAUCCAGCCAAAAUGUGCUCUGCCUGUUGAACCUCUUCUCUGGACAAAAAUGUCCAACUUUCUCACGCUGGUGCAGAGCAGUAGCCCAGCUAAGCAGCGCUGCACAAAAAGUGCCGUGGCUCUACGAGAGGUGCCCAGCUUUGAGACUUUGUCAGUGGAAAUGGAGUCACUGAAGAGACACCUCUCGCAGAUUGACUCGCCGACUGUCCUCUGCCACAACGACCUUCUCACAAAAAACAUCAUCUACAACCACAAAGAGGAAAUGGUGAAAUUCAUUGACUACGAGUACGCCAAUUACAACUACCAGGCCUUCGAUAUUGGCAAUCACUUCAAUGAAUUUGCUGGUGUGAACGACGUGAACUACAGCCUGUACCCGAGCCUGGAGCUGCAGAGGGACUGGCUGACGGCCUAUCUGGAGAGUUACAAGCGCAGCACAGGACAUGAGGUCACUGUGACAGAGGCAGAAGUUACGCAGCUCUACAUUCAAGUCUGCAAAUUCUCACUGGCAUCCAACUUCUUCUGGGGUCUUUGGGCCAUCCUGCAAUCACGGUUCUCCUCGAUUGACUUUGACUUCCAAAGAUAUGCAAUGGCACGAUUCAACUUUUACUUUGAGAAGAAAGACGAAUAUUUUGGAUUGACAAUAAUCUAGAAUCGAAGGAUAAAGGACCAAAAUCCAAGAAGUGUGACCAAAGUCCUUCUUUGGCAAUACAUACAGUACCGUGGAAGGCAUAGAAUUAGCUUAGACACAUUGUUUGUUAUUUCAGGCUGUAGUAUCAGAUAAUGUGUUUUGCUAUCACUGUGAUUUUUAAAAUAUUUGUUUAACCACAGCUAGUAUGCCGAUAAGCCGUUUUGGCAAAUUGAGACGGAGAUUGUGCCAGAAACACAUUAAUUGUUCCCACAUUUAGCAGAGUCGCAUAAAGCCACAAAAAAUGAGGCUGAUCAUAAAACCCAUAAGCGGGUUAUUUGCAUGCUUAUUCAGUGUGUACCACAGCUCUGAUGGAAAACAAGUUUCCAUUUUGGCUUAUUGACUGUACCAAGUAUUGCAUUAUUUUAAAUUCUUAUCUUUCGUAAGGACUACUGUUGUAAAGGUUUUAUAUACCUUACAGGAUGUUCACGAAUCAAACAGUAUUCUGCAAAUUUCAAAAUACAUUGCAAAUUCAUCAUUAUUUAAGUGCUAAAACAGCGUGUUUAAAGACAGUGAAUUAGGUUUGGGGAGCAAUAUAUAAAUCAUGUCAAAUUGGUCCUAAUUUUAGUGAAAUGCUCAGAGACUCAGACAUUUGUUCAAAUUACAAAACGGUUUCAGCUUCCAGAAAUAUUCGCUGUAUAAAAGCAUCUUUGCUCACUGACUGAUGGAAAGUGCUGUUACUACGCUUGUCUUUCAUUGCACUUC
This is a messenger RNA of Perca flavescens (yellow perch), 1827 nucleotides long. RefSeq names its product ethanolamine kinase 1. Gene Ontology annotation, biological process: phosphatidylethanolamine biosynthetic process. Bases 1 to 1086 code for a protein of 361 amino acids. The record is from RefSeq and is a predicted model, not a curated record. Lineage: Eukaryota; Metazoa; Chordata; Actinopteri; Perciformes; Percidae. Gene Ontology annotation, molecular function: ethanolamine kinase activity. The transcript is spliced from 8 exons. Gene Ontology annotation, cellular component: cytoplasm.